AUGAGGAACAUAUAUGUUGUAAGUAGGAUAUUUAAAGAAGAUGUCGGGGAAUGUCGAAUGGUGGAUAAGUGUAGUUGUUCUGGUGGCAAUGGCCAACAUAAUACUUUGUUGUGCCCCCCGGGUAACCUGAAGGAGUGUAUCGAUUGGAUUCUGAGGUUAACGGGGAAGGAUAAGGUUGGUGGUGGUAAUGGCGAUAAUGGUAAGAAACUUGGAGAGGAGGUUGCGGGGUUACUCAAAAAGGAUAAAGCUGUGCUUGAAACAGUAACAACAUCGUUGAAAAAUGGAAGUGGUUCUAAUUUGAUCACCGAAUUGGCCGAUAACUUGAAAAAGUUCAUUGGUUAUGAGAAUGGUGGUGGUACUGGUAAAUUGAACGGCAAUGGUAUUGGUAACAAAGGUGCUGGUGCUAAAGGUACUGAGAAGUACACCUCCUCCUAUAAAGAUUCUGCCACCUGGGAUAAAGCUAAAGAAACUGACAAAGAUGGUAAACUUUGCGCUGCAAUCUUCCUCGGCACUAUCCCCGUAAUUUUUUCCGGUCUAAGUUAUUUGUAUUGGCAAUGUAAUGAAGGUAAUGGUAGUGGUGAUCGUUGGUCCACUCAAUAUAUCCACGACACUUCCAACGCCCUUGGCAUCUAUUUCGUCUGUUGUGGUUAUGACUUAACCAAACUCAAUCAGAAAAAAGCUGAAGACGUUGGCACAACUUGUUUCCAACAAUUCACUGAAUUCAAUAACGGCACCAAUGCAUCCAACAAUAACUACCCCGAGUACAUCAAAGAAGUACUAACCAAAACAUCACCAACCUCCCACCCCCUCUCCAGUCUCUACCUCGCAUCACAAUAUUAUUUUCAAUCGCAAUUCAACGAUGGCACCCGUGUUCCAACCACCAUAAGGGAAAUGCUCUAUUGGUUAAUGGCCCUGCCAUAUAGUAGUUGUUUCCAGCUAGCACCUGCAACUAUUCAACAGGGUAUUACGAAACAUGGUAGUGAUAGUAUACCAUUCGAUGAUGAUGAGAAUAUCACUUUAGACAGUGACACUGACCCUUUCGAUUGUUAUAUGUCAACCACUUGCCAUUACGCCGCUGUGGUCCUAUCCACUAUACAAGGGAAAUUGUGUACACCAAAGACAACAUCCACGACGACAACUGACACCUCUCUUGCCAAACCACAAUUGAACCUCCACAACAUCUAUUCCAAUUCCCACUUCAAAUUCAAUUACCCAGACAACCCAUCCGAUUGGUUCAAUAAGCUUUGGGAUGUGGUGUAUCAUUUAUUGUCUCAAUUAUAUUUCCUUAAAGGGCAAUGUAGAACAUGUGUAGGCUCAGGUUGCGGUUGGUUAUGGUGUAAAUACGGUGAUGGUAUCAACUCACAUAUGACGAAGGAGGUGGAAUCCUGGAUUUGCACUGCAAAUCCGUGUAAUGGCAAUCACACCUCUGGUUCCACUUGCAAAAGUUGCCAUACUGACCACCCCAAAAAAUGUGGCCAAUCCGAUAACCACUCCCCCCUCCAAGCUUUUCUAUGUGAUCUCCUAACACCUUUUAAAUGUCCAAAAUCCGGUGAAACCAAUAAAUAUCCAUCGUACACCGAGCAUAUUUCCCAUCGCAAUUUCAAUCAAUAUUGCUCAGUACCAAUGGGAUUCAACAAAGACUGUCUAUCACACACCGAUCGCACUGGUGACUACCUUUUCAAAAUGUUGGAUUACUUCACGGAAAAGUACCGUGACCACGUCAGCUGUUACAAUAUAACUUUAUUCCUGCUUAUUGUAUGUCAACGAACACCAAGAACGGUGGGUGACCUUUUCUGUUUUUUCCUAAAUCUUGGUGAGAAUAUGAAUAAUGGUAGUUCCACUACUGUCGCUCAGGCCAUUCAAAAGGAAUCCACACAAAUACCAUGGAGCAAUGGUUACAAAAACAUCACUGAAGCAGCCAAGAAACUAGGUGAAGAACAUCCCGAGGACCACGAAUCCGAAGAAAAUGCCAACCUUAACACCCUCCGUUACAGUGAUUGUGGUGGCGAAACCUGUGGCCAAUACCUCGACCCCCUGUCAUUCGUUAUCUAUUCCAACAUCUCCGUAGUUUUCGCUGGAACGUAUUUGAAAUGGAUAAUUUAUCUCACACACGCUUUGAAAGAAGGUCUUGAAGAGUUACAUAAGGAUUUCCAAAAACUCAAAUGUGACCAUGGUAAACAAAGGAAAUGCUCCACCGGUUGUCAUGGCAAGGACGAAUGUCAAUGCACUUUCGUCGAAUGCAGCGAAGUCCUUGGUCUCUUAUACAGCUACGGCCUCCAUUACUAUUAUCCAGAAGAGUUGCAUAGUAGCACCAAGAAAAAACGCACCUGCGCACAAUUCUCCACGGAACUGAAAAAUCUCCUCGACGUAACUAAAAAAGGCAAACCAUUCAGCGACCUCCUUUCAGCCAUCAACCUCUUCGUCACCUUCUGGCUACUCACCAUCAUCUACCUAACAUACUCUCUCACAAUACCACUCGACGUUCUACACCUACGUUCUACACCUACGCACUGCCGUGCUCUCUCCACAACUACUACUCACCAACUACACACAACCACAUGA
This is a messenger RNA of Babesia sp. Xinjiang, 2562 nucleotides long. RefSeq lists its product as uncharacterized. The record is from RefSeq and is a predicted model, not a curated record. The transcript has a single exon. The coding region runs from base 1 to 2562 and encodes 853 amino acids. NCBI's taxonomy places the organism in Eukaryota, Apicomplexa, Aconoidasida, Piroplasmida, Babesiidae.